AUGUCGCACCUUCUCGAAAAGCUUGACCUGGAACUGUGCCUUGUGUCCGAUCGUAUGCCUCUGGUCCUGUUCGGAGGAAUGGUUGAGGCCUCCUGCCCCGGAGACAUUGACCUAACUGGAUUGCUUGAUGUGCUCAACUCCUAUCUGUUUUCUUCCAAUUCGGAUGUUCUCGUUGAAUGUAUCGAGAUUCUAAACAUUUACAUCAAGAAGCGUCUGCUUAGUAGAGACGCCAAAGAGGCUACUGAAGAAGAAUCGGAUCUUUUGAGAACUGCUUGUCGUCGUUUAUUGCCACAUUGGGACUCAGACGACUCUCGAGUACUGGAAGUGGUUACUACCUAUUUUGGCAAUAUUUUCGGGCUUCGUUUUGCAACAAAUCGACUUCCAAAACCGUUUGCUGACUGGGUUUCUUCGGAUCUCAUUGGAAGUCAGAAAAGCGUCAAUGACUGGCUUGAGCGUGUACUUAAUCCGCUGGCCAACUUUCUGAUGCACGGUAUUCUCCCUUGUUCAGUCGAGAAACAGCUAAGGGGUCUAUCUGAAACAGAUGUUCACGCGGCUGCUAAGUUGCGGCUCGAUAACUUCAUUCUGCACUGCUGCAAGCCCCCUCUUGUGAACCUCCCACUCGGCGACCUUUACCAUGAGCUACAGAACUUGCCAUCGGCAGAAGACGUCCCUCUUGUGCAGGCUAUUGUCCACCAAUUAGUCCUCCUAUUGGAGAUGGCCAGCUCCUGUACAAGCUGCUUCACCGAAUAUCGCCUCAGAGUGUUCGUGGCUCUUCUUCCUCUCCUCCCUUUCAAUGUCGCCGUUCAAAUAAUCGAGGAACAUCCUAGCCUCAUAGAAGUGGCACUUCAACAUGGUAGUGAUCGGAUCCGGGCAGAGAUGUGUAAGGCCCUCGUGGAACUGGUUGUCAGAGCUCCGGUCGCGGAGGCGCCAAAGCCCACCUUUUAUCGCCGGGUUUUUGAGGGGGUCACGAGCCUUCUGUUGUCUGCCGACCCCACCGCUCGCAAUAUGGCGAGUCAUGCCUUCUAUGGGAUGGCUUUGCACGUUCGCAAUCGUUGCUCCACCUUUAGUGUCGAGGAGGCUGAUGCUUUGGUCAUAUCUCACUCUUCUGGGGUCAUUGGAUAUCCUUAUGUCAUGGAGCCAGUUUUUGGUACUACUGCGGUGUCUCAUCUGCAAGUUUUGGGUGACAUUUAUCAUUUCGCGGCUUCUAUAUGGUCACGAUAUGCUAUGAAUCCCGAUGUUUCAUCUGAAACACAUUCAUCCGAUUUGACGCCUUUUUUGAAAGAAUUAUUGUCACAACCCAUUCUUCCUCCCGGCAUGCCAUAUCAGCGACAAAAGAUGCUGGGAAUGCUAAUCAGUAAUAUGUUCAAGCUGUCCUUCACUGAGUUUGGUGAGCAGAAAAGUCUCAGGCGCUUCGGCCUCGAACCAUGCACAGCGAAAAAUCUACAACAAAUUCUGAGCCUCAUCAUCAAAAUUUCUGGCUUCCCUUCUCUCAACGAACGCCAUACAUGGAUGCAGAUGAUAGCGUCUUUACCGAAUGUGAACUCUGAGAUUCAGGCCAUUUUCUUGGAAAUCCUCACCACAUACUGGCUGCAGACGUCGCCUCCGGAGUGGCUAGCUUUGGAGGUGCGUUCUGACCUGCUUAGACUUGCCGAAACUUGGUCCGAUAUUCACCUGCCUGAGGUAUACUCUGCGGGUGCGACGCUCUUCCAGUGGAUGCUCACCUCUGUUACCGACCUAAAUGCCGCCAAUCGAUUGGCCUCAGACCUGUUGGCAAACAUUUUGGAUCUGUGCAGGAGUGUGACUGCUUUGGAGGAGGUUUCGUUUGAGACGGUGACUAGUCGAGUAGUGCAGCGAAUCUUGGAUAAACCGAGCUACGGUUUUUUGACAGCUAUUGACGGUGUUUUCUCCUGGUGCGGUAAAAGACCUGGUACCAGGGCUCAAUUCCCGCAAUCCAUACUUGAGAAUCCUCAAGACCUGACCGCUUCAGAUCGUUUGGGUGACCUUCUCAGUCCUCAAUUGGCUGAGUACUGCCUCCACCUCUCUAGCAUAUGUCUCGCAAUGAUUGGGUGUCCAUGCUCGCAUUCUUUCUUUGAGGAGCCCAGUCUCUCCCAUUUGAUUGCGGGCUGUGAAACAUCUUCCUUUGAAGCCCUUGGCCGAGCCGUCACUGGCCUUGCACUUCAAGCUCAGAAGAAAACGGCAUUUUUCGACGAUUCAGAAGGCUUCAUGGAUUCUACCGAUCUGCCAAUCGAGCUUUCUCCCGAGUAUCAACACAUCCUUUUGUGGGAUUGGACUAUUUUAAAGGUGACCUCAAGCAUCCUCGUUAAGUGGGUUUGCUUUCGUGUCUCGUUGGCUCUUCUUCGCGACGAACCACUCGAUGAGAUAUCACAGCAAUAUUUAUUAUUGAUAGGCAAACAGUUGAUUUACAUUCUCAUGACAUGUCGUCACAAGGGCAUAGUUGAAGCCGUACACCAAAGCCUACGGGAUUAUCUCACAAUCUCAGAAUACGUGAACCAGCGAGCUACACUGAAACGGCCUUUACUUGCACGUGAGCUUGGUAAAAAACUGAUACGACCGGAUCAGGUGAUUGGGGUCUGCAUGCUAGCUGUCAAGGAAGGCAAGUUUUCAGUAACUCGACGUGCAGCUGGACUGUGGCCAGCCGCCAAGGCGGCUCUCAUGGCCGAGUUGCUUGUCUCCCCGUCUGACCAGCUCCUUCUCCAGCGAUGGCUGUGUACCAUGUUUGAGCUCGGCAGCACACCAAGGGACACUGCGGAGUCAAUGAAUCCCACAAAACACGACCCACCGCAGGCAUUGGCGUUGCACCUCAUAAAGGGCGUCAUCGAGGACGCCCGAUUGGGGCCUGUGGCUUUUGCCUCACCCCCACCUCCUGGCAGUGACGAUUGGUUCACAGCUAUCGUCUGCCGACUGGCCCUGCCCAACUUCACAGCCGAAGAAUGGACCAUUGCCAACGCCUCCCUUCAGCUGUUUGGAGCGUUAGUGAAACGUCUAGUCGGUCCGCUGCACUCACGGCCGGCAACGACAGUGGCGGAGGUGUUUGGUCGCUAUCCUUCUUUGUUCAAAGCCUUUCUGAACACUUUUUCCGUGGAUCUCACUGGCAAGAGGCUGGCCCGCAGCGCCGCAGUCCCCCUUCUCAGUCUCCUUUCACGCCUUAGCCCUUCUCCUAAUGCGGCUUUUCCUGAAGGGAGUAAAAGGGAAAUGCGCGACUGCUUACGGCAGUAUUUGUCGCACCGAGUGGCGAAGAUCCGCCACCUGGCUGGCAAGGCGUUCGUCGCCUUUUUCACGCCUGCCGCCACACCCUAUGCGGACGCCGCCCUCCUUGCUGUUCCGGGAGGACUCGGGUGCAUCUUCCAAACAGCCUGUAGUGUGGAUGACCUCUUGUGCCGCACCUGUGUGAGCAACGUCGUCAGUGGUCAACUUUUUGCUCUCGAGGCCUGGCUUCGAGGCGCGUCCACCAGUGACGAAGCCUCCGAACGUGCAAAAUGCAUUAACUGGGUCGGUGCAAUAAAGUACAUCAACAAAUGGACCCGUCCUGGGUCAGAACACUGGUACUUAGCAGCGCAAAUGGCGAGAAUGUUGCGCUACGUUUUCAUGUACAUUCCUACCAUGGAAAAGUCUCAUUUUCACGCGGAAUUCCAUUAUCUCUGUACUGGCAAUCAGUGGAGAGAUUGCUCAGGUGAUUUGCUUUAUCAGUCUCUCUUUCCCGCAUUUCACUCGGCCUUUUACGAUCUCUACCGCACAAUUGACAAUUUUAAACGCCUACCUCUGGAAUCGCAUACCAUAUUUUCCAUGCGUCCGAACAACUGCAUGGAUGAAAAACUAUUAGUUCACCUCCUGGCGAACAUUAAAUGCGGGAUUCCUCCUGGUCUUGAUGAAAUUGUCUCUGGAAAGGCUCUCUCCUUCACCCUUCUGCGCCUUGCGUUAGAUGACUGCAUGAUAGUUCGCAAGAGCGAAGACUUGGUCAUUGGCUGCCUCAAAAAGCUGACUACUUGGCCUCUCACUGAGACACAGGAACUUUUGCUCCUUCCGGGCAUUCUUCUGGCUAUCGCUUCUCCGAUAACCCAUCUCGAUGAUGCGCAGGCACGCUCCAAAUAUACCGCCUGGUGGGUGGAGCACUUAGACCUUUGUCUUUCCGCAGCGCCGACGAAUGACUAUUCCAGAUUGAAGGCUUCACGGGCUCUUCUCGUGUGGUUCGAUUCCAGUAAUCGGGCUCCUGUUGAUGAUUUUUCUGACUCCCAAUUAGCUAGUAUUAUGCGUUUACUAUUUUGCGGACUUUUCGAUGAGUCCGCUGGUGUGCGCGAAGUGAUGGGUCGAGCAGUUGCUCGUAUCUUUGGCCUCCACCAUCCUGUCUGUCCGUUACGCGGAGCUAACCUCCUCCUCUCCGGCCUUCCAUCAUUCCUUCCAAGACCCGUCGAUUGGUUAGUUGAGUCUCUCCAGUCCCAACUUGACGCAAUCGUCGGCCGAGCUGAAACUCUGCACAAGUAUCGUGCAAUAAAUGUUUGCUAUGAACCGAAUGAAGUUAACCCGUACUUUGAUGUUCAACUCGUACUUAACCUUCUAUUUUCGGCUUUGAGGCACCACAAUGUGAACACAACGGUACUCCUGGAAAAGGUCUCGUCAACGCUUGAGAACCUCCGCAAGUACAUCACAGACGAAGGCAACCUGCGUUCUUCAGUCCUCAUUUUUAUCUCAGCCAGCCUUUACCAGGCCUCACUAGCCAAACACCUAGCCCUCUUACCAACUUUCUUUGCUUCAAAUGGAAAAGAAAAUAGCUUUGAAACUAACUCCUGUCCCAUCAUUGAUGAUCGCUCAAACUCUGCAUCACCUACAAGAAGGCAACCUCAUCCAUCUGGAAUGAACAGUUUUAGAGGUUUCGGACAAACAGCAGGUAAUGAGGAGCGCAUUCUUGAAUGGCCCCCACCCGAACCACGUCCAAUCUUUAUCCGCCCAAUUACCCCCCAGUUUGGAGUGAUGUUUGGUGGUCUGCCACGGCUUCCACUAAAUCAAGAUGUCUGGUUUUUCGGUCCCACAGCCAAUAUACAGCAGUUAAUUUUCGAGAGUGGACCUGAUAUGCUAGAGCUAGAUGACGAUAACUUAAAUGAAGAAACAUCCCCUCAAUUGUCACGAGAUGAAGGCGCUGGAUUGCACAGAACUACAAGCGACUCAUCAUUAAACACCGAUCCCCGAACUCUUGAAACAGACGGAGAAGUCCGAGAGGCAAGUCCGAGAGUUGAUAAUAUAGGUGAGCUUACUCGUUUGUUGAUGGCGUCGGCCAUCGAACCUCAGACUUCAGAGGCCCAGAUGCCCGCCGAGUCGGGUCAGUCUCUAGAAGAAGUCUACAUGGAACUGGCCCCAGGAAUAUCGGUUACGCCAUCAAACGAAGAUGUGCACAGCACCAUUCGAGUUCAGCAAGCCAAUUUAGAACCGCCUCCACGACCAAUAUUCUUUGUAAUUGUGGAUACUAAUGAAGGUGGACCCGCUGAUGAUGAGCAACAAGCCACACAGUUUCAUUUCGCGCUGAUGCAACUCUUGGCGCAAUUGGAAUCCACAUCAGACGAAGAACUUCCUUUGGAACGAUAG
Echinococcus granulosus is the source of this 5595-nucleotide messenger RNA. RefSeq lists its product as hypothetical. The coding region runs from base 1 to 5595 and encodes 1864 amino acids. The transcript has 24 exons. Gene Ontology annotation, cellular component: cytosol. Lineage: Eukaryota; Metazoa; Platyhelminthes; Cestoda; Cyclophyllidea; Taeniidae. The record is from RefSeq and is a predicted model, not a curated record. Gene Ontology annotation, biological process: tRNA methylation.